This is a messenger RNA of Ciona intestinalis (vase tunicate), 2486 nucleotides long. Lineage: Eukaryota; Metazoa; Chordata; Ascidiacea; Phlebobranchia; Cionidae. The record is from RefSeq and is a predicted model, not a curated record.
AAAAAAAUUUAAUUUAGCGCGUAACUUUUUCUAGGUGUCAUAAGAGUCAGUUUUUGCUCCCCGAAUUAUUGGUUUACCAAAAAUCAAUUUAUCUUCUUCUGCAACUAAGUAAUGGAGCAAAAAAACUUGUCCAAAGUUAAAUGCAAGUUUGUAAACACAGGUAGCAAAUUUAAUUCAAACAAAUGUUAUGGCACUAAUGUUGCACUGCACUAAUAUAACGCCAUUAAAACCCAUUAGCAUUACAUAAACAACAAAAUGUGCAUUAAGCGAUUGUAUAAUGUACAAGCAAGUAGGUAAGAUUUCAUUUAGAUUGUGUAUGUGAACGAACAGUAUCAAAAUGCGAAAUAAAGUUGUAACAGUUUUGAGUAUUUUAUGUUUUGCAGCGAUAUGUGGGCAAAGGGCAACAGCAACACCAGCAACAACAACUGCAACAACAACAUCAACAAAUCUCCCAGCAGAUCCAUGGUGCGAUACAUGGUCUUGUCAGAUCAAGCUUGUUGGAUUAAGACGGGAAUGCAAAUUCUAUCCUUUUCUGUGGACCAUAUCUUGCAACGCCUACAAAGUUAUAAAAUGGGACCCAGCGACAGGAAUCGAAAAUUGCGACGGAGGUGCAUGUUGUACAUCUACUGACCCCAUAACAGCUCCAACAAGAUGCAUUGUUGUGGACGAAGAAUGCGAGAAUGUAACUUCCAUAAAUUCGUCUGGUUCACUUACUACUUGCUUUAACCUAGACCCAUUCAUCGACACUCCUACAAGCACAAAUCCGACAAUCACUUCAGCAGGAACAAUUGCAACAAGAACAAAUGGAGCGACAAGAACAACCCGACAAACGACAACAAGAGGAGCUCAAACAACAAGACAAGGAACAACAGACAGAAGUACAAGAGAACGCACAGCAACGUCACGACAACAAACAACAGCAACAACAGAAACGACAACACAAUUAACAACACCAAUAUCUUUACAAACUUCGAUCCCAAUUAUAAAAGUUGAAUUUUACACAACAAUGCCGUUAGUAGAAUCCUCCCAAUUGCCACCUAGCAUUCCACAAACUACAAGUUUAAAGGGUAUUGUUGACGUCAUAAAUCAAUUUCACGGGCCAAAAAACACGUCUCGUGAUGUCAUAUCCGCUUUGGAAGUAAUGGAGGAAAAAGUAAAGGAAAAAUUGCUCAAUAAGCAAAAUGAGGAAACAGGUGACGUCGAACUAGCCGUCGCUAGAGGGCGGUGUGGAGAGACUCCGUGGUUAAAUAUGACACGAUAUAGAGCCGUCAGCAACUUGGAUCAAAACUGUUCCGACGUCAUCGUGACAUCAUCGCAAUUUUACAUAAAAGGUGACGUCAUGAAAAGUUUAACCGAACACAAACCGAAGAAUUCAUGGAGUGGGCACCGAAGUCUGGAGAUGCCUACGUCAUCAAUACCAUAUCUUAGUAUCACCGCUUAUGACGCAACGAACGGAACACAAUUGAACACGUCAGUUACGUUCGUUGCGUCACUACCUGCAUUUGAUCUCCUCGAAACUGAAAUCGAACAAUUGAUUGAAGGAAAUGUCACAAAGGACACCAUCUACGUCACAAAUACUGAAUAUAAAUGCAGCUUUAUUGACGUCACAAAGGCUUCAUUCUCUGACAUUGGUUGUGUGCGAACAAUGCGUAAUAUCUCGGGUACUGUGACGUGUUCAUGCAACCAUACCACGGUGUUCGCGAUUCUACUGUCAGUCAAGAUCAUUGCUGUUCCUUAUGCUGUAAAGAUAUGCUCUUACGUCACACAAUCAUUCUCCGUCAUAAUGCUGAUUGUGACGUUUAUCACAUUAAUGUACUAUAGAAAUCUUAUAAACAGCGAUCGAACCAUAGUGCAAAUAAACAUCUCCAUUUCUCUCCUGUUAUUACAUGUGACGUCACUGUUGCAUGACGUCAUGCUACCGAACGAAGUGACGUGCGUGGUACAAGCACUUGCGACGCAUUUCUUCUUGCUAACGACAGCCUCGUGGAUGAUGACCGAAGGUUUGCGACUUCACACCAAAACGUCAUCAAACGUCAUCGCGUAUGGGAAUCUCGAUGCCGACAAUAGAAACGCUAUAUAUUUGUUCAUAGGGUGGGUAGCGCCCGCUAUUAUCGUUGGGACGUCGGCCGGAGUUGGCUUUUCGACAGGGGAUUACAUGCACCCGUGCUACCUUUAUAAAGAAGCGACCAAAAAUGGAACAAACACAACUGUCCGUAAAUAUGACAUCUGUUGGUUAAACCCAACAACAUCGUUGUACAUUGGUACGGUUAUAGGCCCUGUGGCUUUCUGCUUAGGCGUCAAUGUCAUAGUGGCGCUCAAAGUAAUGCUAACACUCGGGAAGCUGAAAGCUCAAUCGCAACAACUUCAACCACAGAAAAGUCGAGAAGCAGCUCAAACGUCAAUCAAGUAUAUUUCUUCGGCAAUAAAAGCGCUAGUGACGUUGCUUCCGGUGUUGGGAAUAUCAUGGGUGCUGGGAUUUUUCACAG